This is a messenger RNA of Parascedosporium putredinis, 1032 nucleotides long. NCBI's taxonomy places the organism in Eukaryota, Fungi, Ascomycota, Sordariomycetes, Microascales, Microascaceae. The record is from the annotation of a GenBank genome assembly.
AUGGAAACGCAACGCUUAAUCGGGGCCGAGCUUCCCCCUCCCCAUAUCACCCCAACUCCCACCAGGCCCCUCGACAGCAUGAGCAUCCAGCUGACCAAGAUCCCAUCCAACUGCUACGUCGUCAAGGGCAAGGUCAAGGCAGCGUUCCCCGAAGGCCCAAGCGGAGCCGUGCCGCCGACCCCUGACUCGCUCGGCUCCGACGUCGAGGGCCUCUUGACCGUGCCCCCAAGAGCGACAGCAAACCCCCGAAGCACCCCAUGGCGAAGAAACUCUCGCGCCAAGCGAACCCCUCGCAAGCCCACUACCCUCCCGCCCUCGGAUAGACGCAACAGUCAGUCGCAGCAAACCGACUCAACGCUCAACGAGCCAAGUGAACCAAACGCUCCGAGUAAUGAGCCGUACUGCUGCGUGAACUGCCACGGCCCGGCCAAGGGUUCCGGAUUCUGGAGGAGCCCCUUCAAGACGGGUUGGCAAAAGGUCUACGAGCUGCGCCACGGCCACCCCCGCUGCAGGACCAAGAAAGCAGAAGAAGAGCGCAAAAAGUGCAAACUGCAAAAGAUCAUCGAGGCGGACACCGUCGUCAAGCACCGCUACCACCCCAGCUACCACAACGCAGAGGUGCUCAUGGUCCGCUGGGGAGAAGUUCCGGACGCCGCGGCCCCGGCACCCAUGGAGAGGCUCGAAGCGGUCUUCGAGUCCGGGUACAAUUACAAAGUCAGCCACUGUGUUUUGCCUCGCCGUGAAGCGGAGCCAGUCCUCGCCGGUGCCAUUGCCAAGUUGAUCACCGGAAAGGGACCACACGAUCUCAUCCUCGUCUACUACGCCGGGCAGGCCCACACGACUCCCACCUCGUUCGCCAUCCACCCCCGCCCACGCUCCUUCAUCCUUACCCCAAGGUUACCAUUGACUUUAUGGGGAUUUUUGAGCGAACGCUAUGCGACCCGAGCCUCCUAUCGGACGUGCUCGUCAUCCUCGAUGCGCCCUUUGUAUGUUCGGGCCCAGCCAUUCCGCAGGAGGGGAAAGAGAUUCUAG